Messenger RNA from Mytilus trossulus (common blue mussel), 521 nucleotides. Its product is annotated as caveolin-3-like. NCBI's taxonomy places the organism in Eukaryota, Metazoa, Mollusca, Bivalvia, Mytilida, Mytilidae. The transcript has 2 exons. Gene Ontology annotation, molecular function: molecular adaptor activity. Gene Ontology annotation, cellular component: plasma membrane; caveola. Bases 45 to 440 code for a protein of 131 amino acids. Gene Ontology annotation, biological process: caveola assembly. The record is from RefSeq and is a predicted model, not a curated record.
AUUGUUAGCUUGCAGCAUUCCGUUGGCUUCUCUAGAUUUUUAAGAUGUCUGAUGACCAAAAAGAGAUUGAUUUAGUAAACCGUGAUCCUAAUGAAAUUAAUGCAAGACUUGGUACACUUAAUUUCAAUGAAGUCUUUGGGGAGCCAGACGGUAUUCACAGUAUUGACUGCGUCUGGAAAUUAUCCUACAAAUGUUUUGAGUUAUGGAAGAAACUAUGUUACAUCAUAUUGACCACAUGUUGUGGCAUGUGUAUUGCAGCUGAAUGGGGAUGUGAAUUUGCUUAUAUUGCUUUCUACCAUAUUUGGUUCAUAACACCAUGUUUGAAAGUUCUUGAAAUCAAUUGCGGUGUUUGCCAGAAGAUAUACUCUUUGUGUAUUAACUGCUGCAUUUAUCCGUUUUGUGAGGCUUGCGGAGCAUUGUUCAAUGCGUUCAAGAAAUGAAUAUGAAUUAUGCACAAGAUGCAGUAAUGAGAAACGUUAUCUAGUUAAAUUCAAGUGUGCCAUCACUAUUAUUCUAUUAUA